AUGAGUCUUUGGGGAGAUAAAUACCGUCCAACUACUUUGGACAAAAUGUCAUACCACAAUGGACUUUCAAAACAUCUUUCCCAACUGGCUUCACACGACAACAUGCCACAUUUGUUGUUCUAUGGACCUCCUGGCGCAGGCAAAAAAACACGUUUGACAGCUGUGCUGCGUGCGAUUUAUGGACCAGCUGUUGAAAAGUUGAAAAUAGAGCAAAGAACAUUUGUUACAACAGCAAGCCGAAAACUGAACUUUACUGUUGUUUCGAGCAACUUUCACAUUGAGCUUAAUCCAAGCGAUUUAGGGAUCUACGAUCAAGUCAUUAUGCAGGAUGUCAUUAAAGAUGUUGCUCAAUCUCAACAGAUCGACACUAAUGCAAAACAUCAAUUUAAGGUGAUAGUUAUUGAUCAAGCCGAUGAAUUAACAAGAGAAGCGCAAGCAGCUUUGCGUCGAACUAUGGAAAAGUAUACUUCGAAUAUGCGUCUGAUUAUGUGCUGUACCAGUCUUAGCAAGAUUAUUGCACCCGUAAGAUCCCGUUGCUUGCUAUUGCGUGUCUCUCGACCUACAGUUGAGAAUGUUACCAAGGUCCUUCAAAAGGUGGCUAAAGAAGAAGGAGUAAACCUGCCGGGUAAUUUGGCAGUCAAAAUUGCAGAGCACAGCAAAUGCAAUCUCAGAGCUGCUCUGUUAUCUUUUGAAAGUAUGGCGUCUCAGCAUCCUGAUUUGACGCUGAUUAAUCGGGUGGAUACCCUGGAUUGGGAACAUGCUAUCUCAAAUAUAGCAGAUGGAAUUCUUCAAGAACAAGCAGUUUCGAGAGUAUUGUCUGUUCGUGGGGCAUUGUAUGAUUUGUUGAGUCAUUGUAUUGAAGGCACUGCUAUUAUUAAGUAUCUCACUCUGAAUUUGAUCAAACACUUGGACGAAGAAAUGAAGAGAGUUACAAUUGAUUUAGCAGCUAAGCAUCAAUAUCGUCUGCGUCUAGGCAAGAAGGAGAUAUUCCAUCUUGAAGCCUUUGUUAUUGAGUUCAUGCAUGAAUAUAAAACGUACGUAAAAGAAUAA
This is a messenger RNA of Phycomyces blakesleeanus NRRL 1555(-), 1050 nucleotides long. RefSeq lists its product as hypothetical. Gene Ontology annotation, cellular component: DNA replication factor C complex; Rad17 RFC-like complex; Ctf18 RFC-like complex. Gene Ontology annotation, molecular function: DNA binding; DNA clamp loader activity. Bases 1 to 1050 code for a protein of 349 amino acids. Gene Ontology annotation, biological process: DNA-templated DNA replication; DNA repair. NCBI's taxonomy places the organism in Eukaryota, Fungi, Mucoromycota, Mucoromycetes, Mucorales, Phycomycetaceae. The transcript is spliced from 9 exons. The record is from RefSeq and is a predicted model, not a curated record.